CGUUUUCCUGUUGCAAAUAGCAUUGCGAAUCUGUCGCGGUACAGAACGAGUACUGCACUGUUACCUCGACUCAGUACAUCGAAUUUCGUUGAGUCUUGCUUUUCACUUCAGAGCAUCCCUCCACUAAGACUCUACGGUUAUUCCGAGAACCCUGUUACAAUCCACGGAGCGUAGAAUGGUUGAGAGACACAAAACACAGUCGAAAAGUUGAACGCAAAAGAGUCUUGAAAGCUGGAUAAGAUAUCUUUCCGGCUUCUAAUCCAAUCGAAAUUUCUCGUCAUUGCUAUCAUACGAGGACGGUUAAUCACUGAAGGGCUGCCUUUCAGUUCUGUAUCCGAAUUUCGUGAGUGAUGGAUUUUCCAUCAACUAGAAGGCACAGGGUGCUAAUUUACUGUACUUGUUACAAUGUUCUCGAUGGGUAAGUAGAUCCUGGUCCCGUACCUUGUAACCCUUGUUCCGAAAUCACUGAGCCUCUCAAAGGACGAAAGAGUAACGCUACCCUUCCGUUUUUCUCACCCACUUGUCGCUUGAUUGAAACAUUCCCGCUAUUUUCGUCUCUUUUUAUACCAUUGUUUCACCUCAUUCUUGCCGCCCAAAAAUGGCGUGUAAAAAUCCAUUGUACUGAACGAAACAACUCGAAACAACCGGAUGCAUCCGAUCUAUAACAAAAUAUGAAAUGCAGAGUAACACUGACGCUAAGAAAAAUUGAGCAGGAAAUACUUGCUCAGGGGCACAGCGUUUGCAUUUUAUCUACGAUUUCUGGAAACAUUAAGAAUACCCAUAUGCACUUGGAAGGAAAUCAAGAAUAUCAACGCUACCGCCACCUUCCGAACAAACACCCGAACCGAACGGUGAUCUUUCUCGACAAUGCAAUGCCGAUUCCCUUCCUCCAGGAUCCAAACAAUCAUGACAAUUCGUACCAAAUCGGUUUUUCCCUAUCAAAAGAUGUGAAGGCAAAAUUAAACAACUUCCAACCAACGAUCGUUCAUGUCACUGUUCCGGACGUGACCUGCUUGCACCUGAUCCAAUAUGCUCGGGAAAAGCAGCUACCUCUCAUGGGAACAUACCACAGCAACAUUCCAGAAUACUUUACCCAUUAUCAAGGAAUUGGUUGGCUUAAGCACAUAUUUGCGGGGUACGAACGUCACCAAUACAAUUUUUUGCAGAGGUUGUUCGUGCCCACCCCCUUCAUCCGGAGACAUUUGAUGACGGAGGAUCACUAUCGGCUGCAGAACGUUACCGAGCUCAAAGUAUGGGGACGUGGUGUAGAUCUAGAACGUUUCAAUCCGUCUCAUAGAUCCCAGGAUUAUCGCUCGCGAUAUGGCUUUGCUCCAAACGAUGUUGUUGUAACUUGGGUUGGUCGUUUGGUGCCGGAAAAACGACCCGAUAUAUUUGCCUACGUAGUGCGGAGAUUAGCCCGCGAAGGGAUCCCCUUCAAAGCCCUUAUAGUGGGUGCGGGUCCCUCGGAAAACGAAAUGAAGUCUUUGCCCAAUACGGUGUUUGCGGGAUGGGCGUCGGGAGACGAGUUGGCUGUAGCUUAUGCCUCCUCGGAUGUCUUCUUGUUUCCUUCUGCGGUAGAGACAUUUGGGAAUGUCACGCUGGAAGCUGCCGCGUCGGGACUACCAGUUGUCGUCGAUGGCGGUUGUUCUGGCCACUUGGUCCAGCACGGUGUGAAUGGUUUCGCAUGCAAAGACGGCGACGCAGAAGCAUACUACAAGGGGACUCUAUCCUUGGUUUUGGACAAAUCGAGACGAGAGGCUAUGUCGAAAGACGGACGAAAAUUGAGUCUCAAAUACGAAAAGAGAGUCGUUUGUCGGAAAAUGAUUGACAAUUAUUCCACUAUCACAGAAGAGUUUUACGGUCUGUAUCAGGGAGAUCAUGCUAAUCGAGACCGAAAAUACGAACAGAAGCCCGAUUCAUUUCUGUCGGGAUGUUACGUCCGUCCAACGAGUUUGAUAUUGGUGGAAUUUGUGUUCAUUCUCAUCUUUCGAAUCAUGUAUCGCAUUGCUCAAUGUCUGAAUAAAAUCCAACGCUUAUUCGUGUCUAUUGGGACAAGAAAGGUCUCGACUGCUAAGGGGGAAGCAGUUGUGGCGAGUUUGAGCAAGGAGUUGCAAUCGCAACCAUUUUCUCCUUCCAGUGUUAUUACCGCACCAACCGAUGAUUCUUCUUCAAACGCUACAGAAAACGAGGAGGACUUGACGAGCUACUCUGAUAUGGAAGAGCCCAGUGACGACCAAGACACGAGUUCGAUUGCGUCAUCAUCUUGCUGCUCUGUUUCUUCUACUACCGAAAAGAAUCGAUUGCCUAUCUCUCAUGUAAUAGCGAUUCUUUUUGUCAAGGCCGUCAGAGCGCAGGGUCUCAUAGAGUGUCGCAUUCGGAAAUGGUACUGUCGCACCAUGUUGCCGUCUUCUUCUAGUUUCUCGGAGGAUAUCCAGUGCAAGCAACGAAAGCGGAAAUGCUCGGAAGAAUUGACCCCGGACGAUUUGUACGACUCAGACAUGAUUGCUCUGCAACUGAAGGAAUCAUUGUUGCCCAACUCGUGUUGCAAUUCUGUAGCAUCCACCAGGAGCAGCGAGAAUUCGCUAGAGGAAGACAAAGAUGCUAUUGUCAAACCAACGACUGCCGACAAAGCCUUAGACCCAAGGAAAGCCACGUCAUCAUCAAACCUGCUUGUUUAAUUUGGUGUUGUUACUGGUUCCUGUUUAUGGAUUGCCACAGGUGGUGUGUUUGUCGGUUGUCGUAACUGCAGAAUCAUCAUUAAUUGUUCGUCUGUGUUCUUGUCGUGGACUCCGUGUUGUAUCUAUUUCAAAAGUAUUUGAGCUGCCCCAUCUGCAGUCUACGGUAGAGAAGUGGUGAAAAUAAAGUAAACAAAAAAUAAUACG
Molecule: messenger RNA, 2882 nt
Organism: Pseudo-nitzschia multistriata
Lineage: Eukaryota; Bacillariophyta; Bacillariophyceae; Bacillariales; Bacillariaceae
Source: the annotation of a GenBank genome assembly